Penicillium longicatenatum is the source of this 1290-nucleotide messenger RNA. Its product is annotated as URC4/urg3 family protein. NCBI's taxonomy places the organism in Eukaryota, Fungi, Ascomycota, Eurotiomycetes, Eurotiales, Aspergillaceae. The record is from RefSeq and is a predicted model, not a curated record. Bases 1 to 1290 code for a protein of 429 amino acids. The transcript is spliced from 4 exons.
AUGGCCGAGAUCGAGUACCUGAAGAGCCUACAGGCUGUGCGCGAGCGCGCAAAUCUGGUCCUGAAAGCCGCCGAAAACGAUGAAUUGACGCACUUCUCCUAUCACCCGAAUAAGAUGGGGGAAGUGGCGGAAUAUGUGACUGGCAUUAUCAAUCGAGACUUUGGACCCGAUAAAUUUGACAAGAUCCCCCCUCACGGUCGGUGGCAACACUUCGAGAUUGGUGGUGUUCCUCGAGUGGAUCAGCUCAUCAAGUCCUGGCAAGAGGAGGGAUAUGAUAAGAUUGAGGUCACUCGGCGACUAAUUGAUCUCUUCUUCGUCGCUGUGCUGCUGGAUGCUGGUGCUGGUGACUUUUGGAAAUUUACCGAGCCCGGAACCGGUGAUGCGUAUGGGCGGAGUGAAGGAAUCGCCGUCGCUGCAUUAUACAUGUUCAAGGCAGGUUCUUUCACAAGCAAGUCAGGAGCUGAUAGCGAGUUGGUUGAUGGUCAGGGUCUUGCAUCCCUCAAUAUCGAUACGUUCCGAAAACACUUCCAGAUCACAGCUGAAAAUGAGAUUAUCGGAGACGUCUCACGUGUCAGUCUUCUGAACAGUGUAGGAAAGUCAUUUUUGAGUCUACCAGAGAUUUUCGGGGAAGCUGGUCGACCUGGAAACCUUGUUGACUACAUACUGGCUCAAAAGAGUGGGAAUGAGUUAGAAUAUGAGACAUUGUGGAAUGUCCUUCAAAAAACUCUUCUGCCGGCAUGGCCCAAGAAUCGAACUCAGGUGGAUGGCGUUCCCAUCGGAGAUUCUUGGCCCCUGGAGGUUCUAGCAAAAGUGAACAAAGGAGAAAGCGAAAGCAGAACCGCAAAUAUCCAGCCCUUCCACAAGUUGACACAAUGGCUUGCAUAUUCCUUGUCGGUUCCUUUUAUCCGAGUGCUAGGCUUCGAGUGGAAGAAUCUCAGCUUGGGAACGGGGCUUCCAGAAUAUCGCAAUGGCGGCUUAUUUGUUGAUAUGGGAGUCCUUCAGUUGAAGGAGACUGUCUUGCAGCAAGGGCGAGCAAAUUCCCAGCAGGAGACACCAAGCUUUGAAGCUACUAGUGAUGUGAUUGUUGAGUGGCGAGCUAUGACUGUGGCUUUGCUUGAUGCGCUCUACGAGACUAUCCGAGAUAGCUUUGCCAAGCAAGGCGUCCAGUUAAAUAUGGCACAGAUGCUUGAGGCUGGUACUUGGAAGGGAGGCCGAGAACUUGCAGCGAAAUAUCGCCCUUCGACUAAAUCCAGUCCCAUCGUAAUCCAAGGAGAUGGAACUCUAUUCUAA